AUGGACCCUACUCAACAUUCAUCCUACGCCGGGAAUGACGGAGAUGGCUCUGCUGCUUACUCUCCGAGAUUCUCCUCGCGCGAGUCUCUCGGGUUUUGGCAUGAGGCAGAGUGUCCUGGCGAUUGCCACAUGCUCGCUGACCCCCAGGCCCAAGAAGGCAUUCCCACGGCCCCACCUAUGGUAGCAUUAGACUUGCCGCGCUCUACGGAGCUCUACUCCACCCAUGACCCCAAGUGGUUCCUGCCCAAAUACAAGGUCUGGUUUUGCGACCGUGACCUCGUGGGGAAACUCAUCAUCGUACGUUACGAUCAACGUCGUGGCUGCAUCGAAGGCCACCAGCUCGUGGCCGUGUCAAAUCACACACAUCACCAGAACUGGUCCGAAAACCAUCAUGUCAUCAUCCACGCCUUUGAGCCCCGGGUUAUGCUCCACGAGGAUAAGCCCGUCAUCAAAUUCUCGGCUACUAUCAAUCCCGAGUCAUCCCGGGCACACGAGCUCAUGGGAGGGAAGCGGGGGUUUCAAGCCGAGGUUCCCAUGAUCAUCGACGAGAACCCUAACAACAUGCAUUGCAAUUUCCUCCUCACCCGCCCUCUCGAAUCCCAAGCGAUCACGCAAAACGCCCGACGCCCCUUCCCCUACGGGCAUCUCUGGCCGCCCCCGGCGAUACCGUCUCGCCAGCAUGUUACGGGUACGCCGGCUUUCAACGAUGAGCACCAUCUACUUGCGCGCCCCGAACUUCCCACAAGCCGCGCAGAGUCGUCCGACGUCACUUUCCGGAUCCGGCAGUGGAUUCACAUGGGCGGCAGCCCACCUACCCGCCUUAUCUACGGACAGGGCCUCGAGACACUCAUGCAAACUCUGACCGGCCAAGUGACGCCGCCCCGCGGACCGGGUACGGGCAGUCAUCUCGUCGACUUUCCCGGACUCACGAGCGUGAAUCUCGGCGAAGAGGUCAUUACGUACUCCACUUUGGACCCGGCUCUCUACACACCAACCAACCUCAAGCCGUGGAGGGGCAUCUGGGUAGGAGACUAUAGCGCACACGGUUGCGAGUUCCUUCUCAUCCACCAGCCCGACGAUGUCGUAGCGACAGACGAAGACCUCGGCCUUGUUCGCUCCGAGGGGAGCCCGAAGCAGCCUGGGAGAAGCGCCGGCGCGAUGCGCGGAUUUAUCGCGGCCGACUUGAGGCCAUCAAGCUGA
Molecule: messenger RNA, 1200 nt
Organism: Parascedosporium putredinis
Lineage: Eukaryota; Fungi; Ascomycota; Sordariomycetes; Microascales; Microascaceae
Source: the annotation of a GenBank genome assembly